AUGCAUCUUUCAGUCCGCGCAACUCUCGGCAACGCCGGGGACAAGACCACGUGGACCGGACAGGCACCUACCAGCUUCUCGUGGACGUCGGCGAUCAUACAAGCGACAGUGCUCCGCACUAACGGCAAAAAGACAGGGUACACGAUUGGCAUCUCGUCGUUCCUCUCGAUCUACCUCGGGGCUGUGGGCGAGACGCUCGAGGGCAUCAAUGUCCGCCUGCAGGGUCUGGCGGUGGGGCUGGAGCGUGGGCCUCUGAUGCUCGAGGACGUCUCCCAGCACGAGGAUGACGCCGUGGUCGAGGUAUACCGCGGCGUGGCCGUGGACUUCAAUGUCUGACAGGUGUUAGCCAUGCGCGAGUGCAAGAUUGUGCACGCGACGGCGACGGCACUUGAGUACAAUGCCAUCUUCAAGUACGGCACGCUCGACGGCCCGUUGGUCACCUCGAGUUCGCCGCCAUGUCAGGUGUGCGCCUGGGC
This is a messenger RNA of Phialemonium atrogriseum, 476 nucleotides long. RefSeq lists its product as uncharacterized. The transcript is spliced from 2 exons. The coding region runs from base 1 to 336 and encodes 111 amino acids. The record is from RefSeq and is a predicted model, not a curated record. Lineage: Eukaryota; Fungi; Ascomycota; Sordariomycetes; Cephalothecales; Cephalothecaceae.